Messenger RNA from Rotaria sordida, 4061 nucleotides. NCBI's taxonomy places the organism in Eukaryota, Metazoa, Rotifera, Eurotatoria, Philodinida, Philodinidae. The record is from the annotation of a GenBank genome assembly.
CGCCGUAGAAAACUUUCCACGGAGAAACCAGUUAUGGUAAGUUCAAACAAAACAAAGUUCGAAGUCUCACGAGGACGAUUUUCUUACCUCUCGAUGACUCGUUUUGAGACAUGGUCUCCACUAUAUCUAGGGUUCACAACGUGCUAGGGUCCAUUCUGAAAAAAAAACAAAGUUCGAAGUCUUCGGAGGACGACUUCCCUACCUCUCGAUCACUCUUUUUGAGACAUGGUCUCCACUAUAAAUAGGGGUGCACCAGGGGCUAGGCUACACUCUGGAAAAAAAACAAAGUUUGAAGUCCUCGGACGACGAUUUUCCUACCUCUCGAGGACUAUGUUCGAGACAUCGUCUCCACCAUAAAUAAAGGGUACACCAGGGACUAGGGUUCACUCUGAAAAAAAACAAAGUUCGAAGUCCUCGAAGGACGAUUUUCCUACCUCUCGAGGACUCUGUUUCAAACAUGAUCUCCAGUAUAAAUAAGGGUGCACUAGGUGUUAGGGUUCACUCUGAAAAAAAAAACAAAGCUCGAAGUCCUCGGAGGACGAUUUUCCUACCUCUCGAGGACUUUGUUUCAGACAUCGUUUCCACUAUAAAUAGGGCUGCACCAGGGGCUAGGGUUCACUCUGAAAAAAACAAAGUUCGAAGUCCUAGGAGGACGAUUUUCCUACCUCUCGAGGACUCUGUUGGAGACAUCGUUCCCACUAUAAAUAAGCGUGCACCGGGUGUUAGAGUUCACUCUGAAAAAAAAGCAAAGUUCAAAGUCCUCGGAGGACGAUUUUCCUACCUCUCGAGGACUCUCUUUCAGACAUGGUCUCCACUACAAAUAAGCGUGCACCAUGUGUUAGGGUUCACUCUGAAAAAAAACAAAAUUGGAAGUCCUCGAAGGACGAUUUUCCUACCUCUCGAAGACUUUGUUUGAGACAUCGUCCCCACUAUAAAUAAGCGUGCACCGGGUGUUAGAGUUCACUCUGAAAAAAAAGCAAAGUUCAAAGUCCUCGGAGGACGAUUUUCCUACCUCUCGAGGACUCUGUUGGAGACAUCGUUCCCACUAUAAAUAAGGGUGCACGAGGUGUUAGGGUUCACUCGGAAAAAAACAAAGUUCGAAGUCCUCGGAGGACGAUUUUUCUACCUCUCGAAGACUUUGUUUGAGACAUCGUCCCCACUAUAAAUACGGGUGCACCAUGUGCUAGGGUUCAUUCUGAAAAAAAAGAAAGUUCGAUGUCCUCGGAGUACGGUUUUCCUUUGUCUGGAUGACUCUUUUUGAGGCAUGGUCUCCCUUACAUGGUGGAUACGGUAUGUUUCUGGUGUAUUCCGUGAUGGAUACGGUGUGUUCCGUGUUGGAUACGUUGUGUUCCGUGAUGGAUACGGUAUGGUUCCGGUGUAUUCCGUGAUGGAUAUGGUAUGUUUCCGGUGUAUUCCGUAAUGGAUAUGGCGUGCCCGGUGUGUUCCGUGAUGGAUACGGUAUGUCUCCGGUGUAUCCCGUGAUGGAUACGGUGUAUCCGGUGUGUUCCGUGGUGGAUACGGUGUGUUUCGGGUGUAUUCCAUGAUGGAUACAAUGUGUUUCCGGUGUGUUCCGUGAUGGCUAUGGUGUGUUUCCGGUGUGUUCCGUGAUGGGUACGAUGGAUUAUCCAACGUUUUCCGGUGAAUGGAAAAGUUUUGUAAUUGAGCGGUUCCUGGUACGAUGACUUUCCGGCCGGAAUACUGCCCCCCUUUCCAGUAUUUUUCCGGUCGGAUCCGGUAGGAAUUGCACGGGAACCGGCGGGAAUUAGCUGGAAAAUGGGCCGGUUCCUGCAGGUUCCGGUGGGAUCCGUUGACUGGAAUCAUCGACCUGGGUAAUUCUUCCAAGAUAAUUAUAAUCAAAAGAUAUUUUUUCAAAAACUAGACAACAUUUUUUUCAAUUUAUUUGUUUUAAUGUUCUCCAAAUAAUUUCGUAUGAAGUAAAAAAUAAUUCUUAUUUAAAUGUAAACAUAAUUAUGUGUAAAGUUUCUGUUAAUGGUUAAAUAAAAAUCUCUUUCCUCAUAUAUUCUGAUUAUAAUGAUUUUUGCAAUGAAUUCAAGUUAAAAAUGAAAACCGUCAUUUUUCAAUUUCUAUUAUUGAUCAAUCAAAUAUUCUAUAGAACUAUUAAAUCAAAAUCAUAUCGGUAGAAGUAUGAACAGUGGUUCGAAAGAAUGAAUAAGUGCAUUAGUGUACAAGGACAGUACUUUGAACAAAUAUAAUAAAAUCAUUUUAAACUAAGCUACCAGUAUUGCAAAUCUAAAAACUGUUGGAGUGACCCACGUAUCAGAUCGUUAAUUUUUAGCAGUAAUUCAUAUAAUAAUAUAGUCAAGAUUUUUGAUAAACUUCAUCGAUAUAAGGAAAUUUAUAUACGACAGCUACUCUAAUAAAAAUUUUAAAAAAUAAUCAAAAUAAAAUUAUUUUUUUUUCCUUCUGUUCGAUUUAUAUAUUAUGAUAGUUCUAAUAUAAAUAGAAAAAUAAUUAAUGAAUAAAAAAAUUCAUUUUUCUAUUCUUUUUUCUAUUUAUACAAGAUGAUCCUAAUUCGAAUUAAAUUUUUAAUAAAAAGAAAAUUAAUCUAUUCCUUUUUUUUUCUUUUUACUGCUAUGAAAUAACUCUUAUUCAAUUAUAAUUAUGAUCAGAAUAAAAGUUAUAUGUUCUUUUUCUUUUUUUGUAUUUUCUAUUUAUUAAAAACAGUUCUAAUGUGAAUUAUGAUUAUGAUUGAGAUAAAAAUUGAUUAUUGUUGUUACUUAUUGAAGUCCUUGUUUGAUUUAAUAAAUGAAAUUUAUUUUAUAAUUACAAUGAGAUAAUUAUCAAGAUUAUUACAAAGUAAAUAUUGUAUGACAAAACGAAUGAUAGAUUUAAAAAAUGAAAAAGUUUAAAAAUUUCAUAAACAUGAAAUGGAAUAUAAAUUGAUUAAUAUGUUACAAAAAAAAGCAUUCAAAUUCAAUUUCUGAAAUCAAUAAUAGAAAAGAAAAUAUUCGAGACGACCAACUAUGUAAUCAAUUUUGUUUUUCUUUCUAUGUAAUAUUAGUCGACCAUUAAGACAUGUCUAUCUAAACGAAUGAAAAAUAUAUAUGUAUUCUAUUGUGUGAAAUAGAAAACAAAAUUCUGUUUAUUUUAUUAUUUAUAUAUAAUAUUGAUUAUUGUCAUUUAGAUAAAUCUGUAUAUUAUUUUGUUUUUAAUUUUUUAUAUUAAAAGCUUCAAUUAUGCCAAUUGCUUAUGAAAAGAUCAGCAAACGUGAACAUGUUCCUCAAGGUGAAGACGGAAUUAGCAAAAAACUAAUUACUACUGAUGACUGUGGACCAUGUGUCUUCUUUUUGGUAGACUGUGUAUUUCAAGGAAAAAAAAUCUGCUAUCUUAAACAUUAUGAUUUUAAAGAAAUUGAUGAUUCAAAUAUGUCACAAUUAGAAUGUUUCAUGGCUUUUUUAUCUAUCAUUUCUACUGAUUUAAAACAUCAUAUUGAUAUAAAAUCAAUAAGACCUCAUGAUUUAGUUGGAAAAACAGGUCUUCACGAUUGCCGAUUAACUAUUGGAGGUGGUGAUGCACACAACUCAAUUUUAAUAAAAAGUUCUUUUUCUCUUUUUUUAAAUCCAACUACACAUUAUAUGUUACCUAAUGAACUAUUUAAUGAUCCUGAUAUAUUCUAUCUUUAUCAACAAUUCAUAUACAAAACAAUAAUCUUUGAAUCUGUCAGUAAAGUAUUGCCUGAUUAUGAAGAAGAUCAAAGUGUUCUUAAAAAUGAUGGACUUGAUUAUCCAAGUUUAUCAAUGAAAUAUAGCUGUACAACAAAUCGGUUAACUAUGAAAAUUGAUUGGGUAUCAACAUCAGACAGUUUUUCAUUGGCAACAAUGAAAGUGAAAUUACACUCACAACCACCACCACCAUCAACAUACUAUUAUUGGAAAAAAAAUGUACAAGAAAUUCAUAAAUUUCAACAGAAAGCAAAACCUGAUGAAAAUGAACGAUUAAGUGAUGCCUUAUCAUUAAUUCCAAACCAGAGAUGGACGAGCCGCGAUUUCACACCAUCCCGCCCCGCCCCGCCCCGCCGGUGGAGCGAUGCAGAAACUUGA